CAUCACCCUUCAUUAGAAACUUGCCAGUAUGACCCUUUUGUAGAAAUGGCACAUGCUGAAAUGGAGCACACAAGCACCUUUGCUCACAAGAAAAGAAAAAAAAGGAAGAAAACACAAGCUUAAGAGAGACUACUGAAACAUGUGCUACUACAACUGAUUGCAAUCUCAGUCAGUGGCCUUGCACUGCAAAGUGCAGAGUAGCAUUACCACAAUAGGGUCCUCAGAGCCAAAUCUUCCGAAAAUGAUAGCUACCUGAUGAACCUAAGUAGCAAUCUCUCACCAUUUCGACAGUGGACGCCGAACCAAAAGGAAUCCCACCAUGACAAGCGUCUGGCCUUCCAAUAUCUGAUUGCACUACAGCUAGCUGAACUGGUCUGGCCCUCACACUUCACGUUCACCCCAAUUAACAUGGGGUCCUCGCGGCAAAACAUCUCAGCAUGGCUGCACAGGUGUUGUCCAAUCCAAGCACCGAAAGCGCACUACGACUGCCUCCGGCACGCGCCAAACACUUGACCCCAUCAGAACCUGAUCCGAAAUGUACGCACGUAUCGUGGCCAUGGCCUUGUCCCUUGCCAAUCAUCUCGCUUGACUGGACGCCCAGCUCUUCCCUUCAGCUAUAUAUUCAUGGUCCAGCAGCAUCCGAACACCAUCACUCGCAGCUUCACAAACAAAGCAUUGCAGACUCAACUCAGAGCUCCCCAGUUUCCAACCAGAUAACCAGAGAAAGAAAGAGAGAGAGAAAAGAAAGAGCCAACCAACCAUGAUCAGCGCCAAGAGGAUUGCUCAUCUGGCCAAGAAGUGGCAGAAAAUGGCAGCACUUGGGAGGAAGCGGCUCACUUGGAGGGUGGCAAAGGAAGCCGACGAUUGCUGCACCUCUGUAGCAGACAAGGGCCACUUUGUGGUGUACACAGCUGACGGGAGGCGGUUCGAGGUUCCAUUGGCGUACCUUGGCACUACAGUCUUCACUGAGUUCCUGCAGAUGUCCCAAGAGGAGUUUGGCUUCACGAGCGAUGGGCGGAUCACACUUCCUUGUGAUGCUGCAGUCAUGGAAUACGCCAUGUGCCUGCUCAGGAGAAGCGCCUCUGCCGAGGUAGAGAAGGCAUUUCUGAGCACCAUGGCAAUGACAUGCCACUACGCAAGAUGUGUGCCACCAUCUCUAGGAGUUAGCCAGCAGGUUGCUGCUUGCAGCUCCUAAAUCUAUGUAAAGUAGUUCGCUGUAAGUAGUGGGAAAAAGCAAGCUGUUAUGUAGAGCCCCAUGAUCCUGCAAGCAAUCAAGGAAGAUGGCAAAGUCGCAAGUUAGAGCCAUUAUUCUUGUUCUUUGUAAGUAUGCUUCAUUGCAGAGAUAAAUGAUUACUCACAUUUUAGGACUUACAUUAUAAGGCAACAAGUUUCUUCGGCGCAAUCUUACGACUUCAGAUCUAAAAGGUUACUGCCUGUGUCACAACGCCAUACCACGCAGAACUGCCAUUCCCCACUCCAGCCGAACCAAACCAUGCCAUUGACUCCGGCCCUUGACCCUGGAUCCCUAGUGAAAUCACAAAUGGACAAGGGUGCUGAGAUUUGGAGCAAGAACAGUGCAUGGUGUUUAACGAAAGAUGAA
This is a messenger RNA of Phragmites australis (common reed), 1600 nucleotides long. Its product is annotated as auxin-responsive protein SAUR36-like. Lineage: Eukaryota; Viridiplantae; Streptophyta; Magnoliopsida; Poales; Poaceae. Gene Ontology annotation, biological process: response to auxin. The record is from RefSeq and is a predicted model, not a curated record. The transcript has a single exon. Bases 761 to 1195 code for a protein of 144 amino acids.